GGUUAGGCUUCCCUGCUGUGUUUUUUUAAUAUAUAUAUCUAUCUUUUAUUGUUAUUAUUACUACAAUGGUGUCUAUAAUCUCUGACUUGGAUCCUCUGAAAAGCUGGAAAGUUUUAAGUGGAGAAGAGACGGUGGUAAAGUGCAACACUGCAACCGCUGGAAUUGGUAAUAUGAGCUACAGAGAGACUGCCACAGAGUUAUCUGGAACAUUACCAAGUAACGGCACAGCUAACAAGAUGAAUGGAGCUUUGGAUCAUUCAGACCAACCAGACCCAGAUGCCAUUAAGAUGUUUGUUGGACAGAUUCCCCGUUCAUGGUCGGAAAAAGAGUUAAAAGAACUUUUUGAGCCUUAUGGAGCUGUCUACCAGAUUAAUGUUCUCCGAGACAGAAGUCAGAACCCUCCCCAAAGUAAAGGUUGUUGUUUCGUAACAUUUUAUACAAGAAAAGCUGCUCUUGAGGCACAGAAUGCACUGCACAAUAUUAAAACUUUACCUGGGAUGCAUCAUCCUAUUCAGAUGAAACCCGCAGACAGUGAAAAGUCAAAUGCUGUGGAAGACAGAAAAUUGUUCAUAGGAAUGGUUUCGAAGAAGUGUAAUGAGAAUGAUAUCAGGGUGAUGUUUUCUCCGUUCGGCCAGAUAGAAGAAUGCCGAAUCCUUCGGGGACCGGAUGGGCUGAGCAGAGGCUGUGCGUUUGUCACAUUUUCUACAAGGGCAAUGGCACAGAAUGCAAUCAAAGCCAUGCACCAGUCUCAGACCAUGGAGGGCUGCUCUUCGCCAAUCGUGGUGAAGUUUGCGGAUACCCAAAAGGACAAGGAGCAGCGGCGUUUGCAGCAGCAGUUGGCACAGCAGAUGCAACAGCUCAAUACUGCCACUUGGGGAAACCUCACAGGUCUUGGAGGACUCACACCACAAUAUCUAGCUCUUCUGCAGCAAGCAACUUCCUCCAGUAACUUGGGUGCCUUCAGCGGCAUUCAGCAAAUGGCCGGCAUGAACGCUUUACAAUUACAGAAUUUGGCAACUUUAGCAGCCGCAGCAGCCGCCGCCCAAACCUCAGCUACCACCACCAAUGCAAAUCCUCUCUCCACAACGACUGGUGCUCUGGGAGCCCUCACAAGUCCCGUGGCUGCAUCAACUGCUAAUUCCACAGCUGGUGCGGCCAUGAAUUCUUUGACUUCUCUGGGUACUCUCCAAGGAUUGGCUGGAGCCACUGUUGGACUGAAUAAUAUUAAUGCACUAGCAGUUGCUCAAAUGCUCUCAGGUAUGGCGGCCCUGAACGGAGGACUCGGCGCAACAGGCUUGACGAACGGUACGGCCGGCACGAUGGACGCGCUCACCCAGGCCUACUCAGGAAUCCAGCAGUACGCUGCCGCCGCGCUGCCGACGUUGUACAGUCAGAGCUUGUUACAGCAGCAAAGCGCUGCAGGCAGCCAGAAGGAAGGUCCAGAAGGGGCAAACCUCUUUAUUUACCACCUCCCCCAGGAGUUUGGAGACCAGGACAUUCUGCAGAUGUUCAUGCCUUUUGGAAAUGUUAUCUCUGCUAAAGUCUUCAUUGACAAACAGACCAAUCUGAGCAAGUGCUUUGGUUUUGUUAGCUAUGACAAUCCAGUCUCUGCACAAGCUGCUAUCCAGGCUAUGAACGGCUUUCAGAUUGGCAUGAAACGCUUGAAGGUUCAGCUGAAACGCUCCAAAAAUGACAGCAAACCUUACUGAUCUUAACCCCAGAUGCUUACUGCUCUUAUUUUAGCUUUCUUAGGACAUCUCCAUGCCCGUUAGCCCAUCGUUUGCCUAGCAUGUCCCUGUGGCGUCUCAAAAAAAAAAAAAGUUUCAUCGUCCCGUCAUUGUUUCUGAUGUCUUUCUGACCUCACAUCAUAUUUGGUUCUCCUACUGACCUUUGAGCUAGUUUGACCUUUGAAAUUUGCAUGUGACCUCAUCUAGCUAUGAAUUCUGGGAAGUCAAUGUGAAAAAACAUUGCUGCAUUCAUGCAAGACUGAAAUUUAUUAUUAGAUAAAUUAAUGAUAGGAUUUAAAAACAACCUGUGGCAAAAUGUUUUUUCUUUCUUUCCUUUUUUUGGUUUUCUUUUUUCCUUUGGGUUCUUUUGUUUGGGUUUUUUGUUUUGUUUUGGUUUGGUUUUCAUUUCGUAAAAAAAAAAAUAAAAAAAAAAACAGACUUGAAAGUAUUAUACAGGGAUUGGCAUUCUGCCUGGUCACUGGUGACAAUAGCAAUAUGUGUCCAGAGGCACAGAAUGUUGGUUUCUAACAGACUACUUCCAAAACAGUUUGAAAAAUAAAACUGUCUGAUUUUAAGUCUCUAGAGGUCUGUAAUAGUUUUUACAUUUUUCAGGCAGUGUAAAGUUUUUUGAUAAGGCCAUUUUAGGUGGCUCACUUUCUCAUUAAAGUAUAUAUAUAGAACCACUUUUUGUAGAUUAGUAUAAGAAAAUAUUUACCCUGUUUUAGGGCAAAUGCUACCUACUUGUGUCACCUUUUGCUGAACUGACUCACAGUUAGACAAUCCAUGGUUUAAUGCACAUGAAAUUACCUAUAUUUUAUACUGUUUCAAUGUACAGAAGAAAGGUUACUGUAAAAUGUGUUACGUUGGUGCUUCUGUGAAUUAAGUUGUGGUUUCAUCAUGAGUCUUAUGGUCUUAAGUGUUCUAUGUUUAUAAAAGAAGAGUUUAAAAUUGGUUUACUUGAACAACAAGAACAAAAACAAGAUUCAAAAAAAAAAAACAAAAAAAAGUUGUUUGCUUAAAAAAAAAUGAAUUUCAUGUGAAAAAUGAAAAAAUAUUCCAGAAUAAGUUUGUGUUGGCUUGUGACGCAUUGAUGUCAUUUUUUUAUUGUGAACAAUUUAGAUGUGUUUGUGUUCAGCAAAAUGUGAUCGGUUUUUCUUUUAAAGAAAAAAAAAAAUCAGUGAAACUAUAGUGCCAAAUUCCAAAGGUACUUUCUUCCUAGAGCUUCAGUGUGUUUCUUGUGUGAAGUAAUUUGAUAACAUGGGUAUUUUAUUAUGUGUUUUGUAUAAAUCCCUAAUAUUUAAAGAAAAAAGAGGUUAAAAAGUUUGUUAACUUGCUAUCCUGUGGUCUUGUUGCCUGAAAUUGUUAUUGUUUGUUAUUUCUCUUUGAUGUUUUUUGUAAAACAUUGUAUAAGUGCCCAUGUUUCACUUUUUUAACCACUCUGCACACAUCAAUGCUGUGAAAGCAAACCUCACUAUGUAUUUUCUUCAUAAUGUAUGGAAACCUCUAAGGUGAGAAAGUUUUGAACUUUUAACCCUUUCCACCCAGAGCUGUCUUGAGUGUUAAUACCUUUUAUACAUUCACCAUUUUGCUGUUUAUUUUUAUAUAUAUAUCUAUAUCUAUAAAUAUAUAUAUACUUAGUUUUUUGUGGUUUAUUUAAUACAUGGUUGAAAUCAGAACAAUGCACAGGGCAGAUCUGAAGGACAAAAAUAUUUUACUGCUGUCUAAAUUUCUUCUGUAUCUAUAACUAAAAUUAUUUAAAACCGUAAUUAACUUGUGGUUUUCCUUUUUAGAUUUUGGGGAUUUUGUCUUUUCUUAAAGAGCUUUUAAUAUGCUGCUGGAAUAUGCUAUUCAGUAUUAAUAA
Messenger RNA from Gymnogyps californianus (California condor), 3588 nucleotides. RefSeq names its product CUGBP Elav-like family member 2 (gene CELF2). Gene Ontology annotation, biological process: regulation of alternative mRNA splicing, via spliceosome; mRNA splice site recognition. Gene Ontology annotation, molecular function: mRNA 3'-UTR binding. The record is from RefSeq and is a predicted model, not a curated record. The coding region runs from base 66 to 1709 and encodes 547 amino acids. Gene Ontology annotation, cellular component: ribonucleoprotein complex; cytoplasm; nucleus. The transcript is spliced from 16 exons. Lineage: Eukaryota; Metazoa; Chordata; Aves; Accipitriformes; Cathartidae.